Molecule: messenger RNA, 30856 nt
Organism: Podarcis lilfordi (Lilford's wall lizard)
Lineage: Eukaryota; Metazoa; Chordata; Lepidosauria; Squamata; Lacertidae
Source: the annotation of a GenBank genome assembly
GAAUAUCUGUCAAGUGUGGAAUGAAUAAUGUGUGACACCUGUUAACAGCACCGGCUCUGCAGACUGAAGCAGUCAAGUGGGUACAUACAGGGAAAUCCCACAAGUAAACUGAUCCCAAUCCGUUAAGGGCUUGAUAUACUAAUAGUAACACUUUGCACUUGGCUAGGUAACCAAAUUGCAAGCACUGCAGGUCUCUGAACAGAGGUGUCAUCACUGCUGUCAGCAACUGUGCUGCGGUAUUCUGCACUAGCUACCGCAGGGCUUGGCAAAAAAUUUUAGUCGCAGGCCGGCCCACUGUCCCUCAGACCUUGUGGCAGGCUGGAGAAGUGGCACCGGGGGGCGGGGAGCUGGAAGAAAAGGCGAGAGGGGCAAGUAGUCCUCCUCCCCACCCCCCAGAUCCAGCCCCAACCCCUGCGUUUACCCUCCCUGGGGCUGCCGCCCCCGCCGCUUCUUGUGGGUAGGCAGAGCGAGCUCGGCCCACAGGAGCACCAGGGGAGCAGUGGUGAUGGCGGAGGGAAGAUGAGCAGAGCAAAAGGGCUGGCUCCGGAGAGGGGCUGCUUAAAAUGGCGCUCAGCCAGCUCCCUUCCUCCUCUAGGCAGGGUGGGAAGAAGCCAGGAGGAAGGAGGGAGGAGGCACCGCCACGGUGGUGUGUGGAGGGGGGGGGAAUGGAAUGGCGCAGGAAGAAAAAAAAUGGUGCAGCCCAAACUAGAAGAAUCCCCAUGCUGAUCCACAGACAGUCCGUGGGCCGGAUCCUGAAGGCAAUUGGGCCUGAUCCAGCCCGCAGCUCUUAGUUUGUCGACCCCUGAGCUACCGUUUUGUUUUGUUUUUCAGGUCAGGCCCAAGGGAAGCUCCAGAUACAGUGCUUUGCAGUAAUCCAUUCUUGAAGUCACUGCCUGUGACUUCUGAUUUCCCAACCCUCAAGGCAAAAGGGAAAAAAGGAAGAGAGUUUAUCUGCUCAGCUACUUCCUCAUUCUUGGCUGCAAGGAUCUGGUCUUUCUUGAAUCAUAUGAUACAGCCUCACAAGCUGCAGAUAGGCUGGGAAGUUUCCACACCUCCCCCCCAUCUUCUCUUGAGUGCCUAUAGAGACAAGCUUGUCAUUCUUUUCUGAUGUCUCCAAGUUUUGAUUAACAAGAAACCUGUGUCUUAAAGCUGAAAGGGGGGGGGGAGGAAUCUCUUUAGUGUUUUUCAAACUUUUUAGACUCCCCAACUCUAAACUUACCUUCUAUGCUUGCUGAUGGGGACCGUGAUAGUUUACAAAAGGCAAAACAGUAAAAUCAAGGGGGGGAACUGCAACUCUACUUUAUAACAUACAAAAGUUAAAAUACUAAAGCAGAUUAAAAUUACUUCAACUUUCUAAGCAUAACUGCUUAAUUUAAAAAUAAAAAUGGAUAAAAAAUAAAAAGGCAGCAUAAAAACACUGUAGAAAAGUGGAAAGACAGUAUUAGGAGCUUGCAAUUAGGAAAAGGAGCCUGUCUUAUUUUGAGUCAGACCAUUGGUUUAUCAAGCUCAGUAUUGUCUACACUGACUGGCAGAGGCUCCCCAGAGCUCAUACCUGGGGAUGCUGAGAACUGAACCUGGGACCAUCUGCAUGCAAGGCUCAUGCUAUACCACUGAGCCAUGCCACAAUGAGGUCACGACCAGUUUUAAAGUCCCCCCGCACUCACUUUGGCCAUGGGUCUACAUGGUCCUUGGGCUGAAAACCAUUUGCGACUCCUGUUCAAGGUCAUUAACUACCACAUGUGUGGGGAACCUUUGCCCCUCCAGAUGUUGCUGAACUCCAACUCCCAUCAGCCCCAGCAAGCAUGGCCAGGGAUUAUGGGAGUUGUAGUUCACCUACAUCUGGAGGGCCAAAGGUUCCCCACAACUAACUCACUAAAGUGUGCAGUCACAGUCUUAACCAUUUUGAUAACCACAUCAGGGAGUGAGUAAAUGAGGCCUACGCAUUUUUAUAUACUAACUAGUAGGAUAUACACCACUUGGGCAUUUUGAGGAAUGUGGAGCAGAGAGGUGUCUCCAUAUCAAGAGUACAGGAGUUCCUUAAAGCCACUCUGUAAACCCAACCUCAGUUGCUUGGAGGACUGACUUCAUUUCUUAAAGUCAUAUUCUGGCACUGAAAUUCAUUACGCAAAUUCCACACAGGAAAGAAUUCCAAGGAAAUGUCAUUAUGAUUCCUGUUGGCAAGGUUCAUUAUGGCUGUGAUUUCAAACUGGGGGGGGAAAGUACAUCAAAGGGAACCUGCAGGAAGAAUACCAUGUUAUGCUAGAGCUGAGCCAGACUGGCAGCUGUCCACAACAACCCACUUCCUCUGAAUUCUGGACUGGCUUUGUCACUUUUUUGCUUAAUAUAUCUGAUUCCAAACCCUACAUCAGAGGUGGAGGACCUCAGGCUUGGGCCCAAAAUGCGGCCCUCUCUUGCAGCCCUCAAACUCACUCCCCCUCAUUGGUCCUACUACACACCCCAUGCUUUUGCCUAGCUAAAAUAUGCCAUUGAACUCUGCUAAUGUCUCUUGCUUGUCUGGAUGAAGGAUAGAGGGGUGUACGGUGGUACCUUGGGUUACAUAUGCUUCAGGUUACAGACUCUGCUAACCCAGAAUUGUACCUCGGGUUAAGAACUUUGCUUCAGGAUGAGAACAGAAAUCGUGCAGCGACGGCGCAGCAGCAGGAGGAAGCCCUUUUAGCUAAAGUGGUGCUUCAGGUUAAGAACAGUUUCAGGUUAACAACGGACCUCCGGAACGAAUUAAGUUCUUAACCCGAGGUACCACUGUAUGUGGCUGCGCAUAGUAGAAACUAGUCUCGUAUACAAAGUUAAAUUUUGCAUUCAUUGCUCGAUCCACUUUUGCUCAGAAUGUUGUCCAGAAUCAAAUUUAUCCUGUACUCCCAAAAACAGGGCUUACCUCCUCUUCAUUAAGAGGACUGUGUCAAUUUCAUUGGUACCUACAGGCCUGGAUUGCGAUUAAAAAAAAAAAAAAAUCAACAUCCCUGCUGAAAAGUAGCAGGGGGUGUUCUGAAAUCUCAUGUGUUUGCAGUAAAUCCUCUCUUUCUGCCGAACUGCUUGCGUCUCCUGCUGUCGGAUAGCAAUUGAUAACCUUUAAAUGCCCUCUGAUCGCUUUCUGCUACAAAAGCAGCCCGGCUAGAGGCAGAAAUCACAUACAAACGCUCUCAAGAUCUUCGCGCAGGCAGAAUGCUGGUUUCUCCUCCAUAAAUCCGCAAGCUGUAGUCAACUGGGCUGUAAGAGGGAUGUUAAGAUUUUUCUUUCUUUUCUUUUUUUGUAUUACAGGCCUGUGUCAGCAGCUGUCAUUUAACUCGGAACCAAUGCAAUAAUCUGCACUACACAGUCCAGCUGCUUUUCUAAUGGUGCUCUUGGCAACCAAUCCCUAAAUGGGGGCAAGUUCUGCGGACUGACCUCACAGUUCACAAAAUCCAGAACUGCAAGUAGCUCCCUCUGCCUUCAUGUCCCCAUCCCUGCUCAUUGCCAUUUCCUUCCUGUUUUGCACCUGGCAGAGGACACAGAUAUCCACUCGCUGGCCUGAGCUGCAGCUACGUAGAUUCAAACCGCUAUUAAUCCUUCACCACCACGAGCAGCAGACAGCUUUCAACAUUUAUUGAGAGCUAUUAAGAUACUGUAAGCUGAGGAUCAUUCAGAUGGGCGCUUGAGAGAUGCACAAUGGUGGGGGUGUCAGGUUAAAAAAAAUAAUUUACAGUGUAAGAUUAUAAAUCCAAAGCAAGGCACUGUUAAACAACAUGCAAACUAUAAUGCAUGUGGGGGAGGAAGGGCUAUAGUUUUGCAUACAGAAAAUCCCUGGCAUAUCCAGAAUGGGGUGGGGGAGACUCUCGUCUGAAAUUCUGGAGAGCCACUGCCAAUCAACGUAGACAAUACUAUGCUGGAUCAACCAGCUUUCCCUAAUACAUAAAUACAUCAAAGGGUUGGGGGUAUAUAUAAAGGAUUAGCAUGUCUACUCAGAAGGAAAUCCAGUUGAAUUCAAUGGGAUUUAUUCCCAGGUAAAUGCAUGUAAAGCUGCAACAUUAGGAUUACAGUGCAAUGUGCUCUUAUUGGGAGUGAACCCUGUGCAAUACAGUGUGAUACUCUGGAGUAAACAUGCCUAGGAAUGUGCUGUUUUGACUAACACAGUGUGUAAGAAUAAACUCCAACAUGCUGGUUCUGAUUACUUCUUCACUCCCACAAAGAACCAAAGUAGAACGGAAGAAUUCUGCCAUCUCCAGUGCACUGAGCCUGGUGAUACUCAAAUCCUAUUUACAGGAGCUGUAGUUGUGGCUGAGUUCUGAUGCUAUUUUAUUUUGUUUUGAUUUACUGAUAUAUUGUAUUAUAUAUUUUAUUUGCAUUAAUAUAUAUUGUUGUUCACAGCUUUGGGAGCCUUAAGCUAAAAAGCAGUAUAUAAAUAAACCAUACCACACUCCUUCCCUGCCAAGAAUCCUAGGAACUGUAGCUUAUUGAGGGUGGUGGGAAUUGUUGUUCUGUGAGAGGUGAAGCACAGCUAGCAAAGGCAUUUAGGGUAGUGCUACCAUUUCCACCGCACUGGGCGCUGAGCUUAGGGGGUUCUGCAGGACGUUGUAACUAUGACAUAGUAAAUUGAGCAGAACCAAAGGCAAGAGGCGGGGGGGAGGCAUUGCAUUUUGGCCUCGCGCAGGGAGCUACUGAAAACUGAAAGACCAAAGUCUGCUCUUGCAGCUAGGACUGGUCUGGAAGAACAGCAGCUAAACGAAGUUCUUAUAGUGAACUAAUGUCUAGCUUUUUUCAGAAUGAUCACCUGGGAAUGGUUUCCUAUUUUAGAACAAUUUGUAUUGAUAGAAUUUUUCCACUUUUGUGUAGAAGUAUUUUAAGUACUUGGAUCGCAUAAAGAGUGAACAGUUGAACAAAUGUAAAUGGAAACUUAAUAAAACUAUUUGUUGGGAGGAAUUUCCACUUUGCUCGACUGUUUUAUUGACUUUGAGUUUUACAGUAUAUUGUUAUAUUUUGGUUUUAAAUUGUAAUGUUAAGUGUUCCUCAAGAUUUAAAGAAGGGCAGUAUGCAAAAAUUCUUAACUAAAUUAUAGUUACAUCUCACAUGACCCCCUUAAGAGCCAGAUCAAGAUAUUUUGCUGCCUGAGGCAAAAAGCCAAGAUGGUGUCCACCUCUCCACGCCACAUAUAGAAGCCAUUGGGAUUGGCAGUUGAAACUUAUUUGAGCACUGGCAAAGGGACAGGAAGCUUGCUGAGGGGACACGGAGCAGGCCACAAAGAGCUCUAUUUUUCAGUGCCUGACCCCCAACAGUGGCUAGUUCCCACUGGAACUGGCCAGCUAAGGCCACAUCUAUACUGUGCAUUUAAGAAACAUUGAUACUGCUUUAAAAGUCAUGGUUUCCUGCAAAGAAUCUUGGGAACCAUAGUUUGUUAAGAGUGCUGAGAAUUGUUAGGCGAUUCCUACUCCCCUCACAAAGCUAUAAUCCUCAGUGUCUUUUAACAACCAAUCCUUCUUCAAAGAGAACUCUGAAAUUUGUGGUUCUGUGAGAGUAACAGGGGUCUCCUAAUAACUCUCAGCGCCCUUAAUAAAAUGCAGCUCCUAGAAUUCUUUGAGGGAAGGAGUAUCAUAGCAGAGGAGGCUAGCCUGGAAUGCUGGAACUUCAGCAGCUGUCCGAGGAGGCUGGCCUCCAGUGCCAGCUGUGGACUGAAAUAUUCUGCUCCAGUGCAAAGGACGAUCCCUGGCUCUAUUGGCAGGAUUGUCCUGCCUCUGCAAAAUGGCUCAAUGCCAGCAUACGAUCAAGCAAUACGAUAAUAAUAAAGUACCACAGCCCCCAGUUUGCAGGCUGCUUCCAUCUUGCAGCCAGAAGGACUCUGUGCACCAGGGUACAAGGCCUCCCCAUGUGAGCAAACAGAAGUCGCAGCAUGAACUGGGGGUCAUUGCGAAAGAUAUUUAGCAACAAUGUCCAUUAGCAUUCACUUUGCAACCAUGCUGUUUUUGCACUCCCCACUUCUGCAACUGAUAGAAAGUGCCAGGAGGGGCUUUCCUUGUAAGGAAAGAACACUGCAGAGGAGGGAUGUUGGGCUUUUUGCUUUAAAAAGCAAAACCCUGUUUAUAAAUACAUUGAAGUGCCUAAGCAAUAUGAAGCGGUACAGCCCAGCCACAGGUUUAGCACCUUAGUGAGAACUAGAAUCUUGUUUAGGGUUAUUGUGCUCUCUGCCUGCUUGUAUCUUGCCAAGGAGGGAGCAUAACUGACCCUCUGCCAGUGUAGUGGGGCUUCUGCUAGAAGUUUGCUAUUAAUAUAUAGGAAAUACAACUACACACACACAAAUACAUGUGUGUGUUUUCUUGUCACACAACAUUCACUCCAAAAACCUGUUUUCAGUUCCUAGAGUGACUGAUGUAUCUAGAACAGGGAUGAGGAACCUGUGACCAUCCAGAUGCUGUUGAAUUCCAGGUCCCAUCAGCCGCUGAGAAAAAUGGCCAAUAGUCAGGGAUGUUGGGAGUUGUAGUCCAGCAAGAUCUGGAGGGCCACAAAAUCUCCACCCUUGAUGCAGACAGACUGAUUCAUUAAUCUCAGCUCUGAAAAUAUGGAUGCUUUUGUACUGAUUGAAUUAAAAAAAACACACCCUUCAUCCUGUGGGCUUAGAGCAAGUUUUUAGAUAAUAUAACAUUGUCAAUAACUAUUGCAAUCUAUAUGGGACUCAUACUUGAAGGAGUAAUUUAGCGUGCACUUUCAGAAUAAUGACAUCCUGCAGCUCCCUAGAAAAACAGUACAUAAAGCAUAUGAGGUACUUCAGUCUACACUAGCAACAGGUACACAUUGUAAGGGGAAAGGUGCAGCACUAUUUAACCAGGUACAGCUGGGACACGAAAGAGGCUCACCUGCUGCAGAUAUCAACAAGGUGAAACUAGAACGCACAUAUAAAUAAGUACUGUUAGAGGUUAUGCGGACACGGCUGUGCAUUAUGGACUUCACACAUUAUAAGGUGUCCUACACAGAAGUCAAGCACGUCACAAGAACUUAACACGCAAACCCUUUGUAAAUCAUUCCUGAGUUUCGCUCAGUGUUAUUAUUUAUAUUAAACAUUUAUUUUCCACCUUUCAGAACCACGUCCUCAGAAAAUGGAUUCCGGCAACAGAAAAAAAGACUAUCAAAACAGAAUAUACAAAUUAAAACUUAACACCAGAACAGCAUGAGAGAUCAAACCAGGGAGGCUUAAAUAUUUUUUUAAAAAUCUAGAGAGGCCAAAACUUUAAUAACAACAACAACAACAACAACAAUAACCACCACCAAGAAAGGCUAAGCAGAAGAGGCAGAACCUUAGAUCAUGUCAAAAAGCAUCCACAGAUGGAACUUGACAAAUAUCUCCAGUGAGGAUGAUCAUAGGUGAAGAAUCCAGUGCUUUUUUUCUAGAAAAAGAGGUGCAGGAACUCCCCCCCUUUUUUUACAGACACCCCUAAGUUGUUGAGCUGCUGUUAUGCUACAAAGAGGUGCUGGAACUCAGUUCCACUGAGUUCCAGCUGAAAAAAAGCCCUGGAAGAGCCACCACUGAAAAGGCUCUGUCUCUGCACAGGUCAUUCGCAGGGUGACCAAGGCAGUUUCAGCCUCAUAACCAGGUCAGAAACUGGACAGAAAUGGAACCAAGUAAAGAAGUAUCAUCCAUGACUAUCUGGAGUUGAGAUGCCACCACCUUUUCCAGUGUCACUAAGUUUGAUGAAUCCAGUUCCCUAGUAAGCAUGUUUACGACUGCAGCGUAAAGUGGUCCAUUAGGGUUUCCAACUCAUCACCAAAAAAGACAAUGCAGCACCAAAAAAAGGGGCACAUUUACUUAAUAUUUGCAUAUUAUAAUUUAUAUGUACAGAAGCAGAUUUUGAAAUCACUGAAACUUAAAUAGGUAUACUUCUCACUAACCAUUCUGAAGAAGACAGUGACUAAGUGAUCUGUGUGCCCGCAGUGUCUGCCACCCACCCAGAUGCUCACAGCUGAAGGACAACUUUAAGGCUCCCUCUAUCCCUUCCUAUGGCCAUUUUAUCUUUAUACCAGACAUGGACCGGACAGCCCUCUAAAUAGAGGAUUGUCCUCUGUAAAGCAAGACACAGAUACCUUAAGUGCAAUCCAAUGCAUGUCUAUUCAAAGGUAAGUCCCACUGAUUUUAUGAGGACUUUCUCCUCCAUAAAGAAUUGCAGCAUUACAGAACAUAUUCUUUACAGAGUAAUACUUGCAGAGUAUUGGAAGAGUGGAGGAUGGGGGGGGGAAAAUGUUUGCGGUGUAUUAUACCACAAUAUUUUAUUUGAAAUUAUUGCUUAUUUUGAAGAGCUUCUCUGUUCAUUUUAUGUAUCUGAUGAAGCAGAUGGAAAGGCUGUAGCUUAGUGGUACAGCAUUUGCUUUGCCUGCAGAAGAUCCCACGUUAAAAACCAGAAUAUUCCAUAUAAAAUGGGCAAACCCCUCUGCUCUGUCUGAAACCCUGGAGAGCUGUUGGCAGUGAAUACUGAGAUACAUGGACCAAUAGCCUGAUUGGAACAAGGCAGCUAAGGCCCUAUCAUCUCAGGCCCAGGGGCCAAAUGUGGCCCUUAAGUCUUCCCUCUCUGGCCCCCUGAACUCUCCCCAGGCCACCCCCCUCACCAGCCUUGAUUUAUACAUUGAAUGGGUUUUGCCUGGCUGGAAUGAGUCCUUGAAUUCUUAUGCAUCCCGAGGACAGAGAGGUGCAGAAAGUUCUGUAAAAAGGCAAAAUUUGCACCCAUUGUAAGACGGUGGUUUCAUUUCUGGUGAGGAAAACCCACAACCAGGUUAUUAUUAUUUGAGGAUCGAGGACGCUACCUCUAUCAGGCAGGUAGGCCCAUCAACAGCCUGGCGAGAAAAGGGGGCUGGGCUUGUCACGCUGCCCCCGCCCUUUAUGUUAAUCAGCGCUGAAUCACGCUCACCUGACGGGAGGGGAAACAAAUAAACCCCGCCCCUCCACGGACAGAGAGAGCCGAGAAAUCCUGAGGGGGCUGAACCACCCGAGCCAUUUGCUUCGACGGGGGGGGGGUCGGCGGAAAGAGACACCCCAAGACCCUGUCUGACAUUCCUCUUUCACGAACCCUAAAAAGCAAAAUGAAAACCGUCCUCAUGAUCACAGAUCAGCGAAAUGACCGCGGAGGAGGAGCAGGAGGUGGUUCCCUAUUAAGAGCCCUCCCUUUUUCCCCCUCCCUCUCUCCCUUGGCACAUUCCAAGAGAAGGGAGGAGGAGGAGGUGCCCGUCUCGGGCCCACGUGACCCCCGGGCAGCCGCCAUUUUGUCCUGCGGUGGCUGGGUAUUUAGAGCGAACCGCGAGCGCAGUGGCGGAGCAGCAGCUGCAGGACGAGGAGGAGCGACGGAGCCGGAGAGCGCCGCUGCCAACGCUAACCAACGAGGCCCGCCGUCUUUGCAGCAGCCUCCGCCGCCUGUCAGGACGUUUGAAUACCGCUUGGCGGUAGAGGACUAAGCAGCGGCGCUAGAGGACUUAAGGAGCCCCGUCACCCGCCGCCGCCGCCUCUUGCAGCUCACAGCCGCCAGCCCUUCGCCCGGCUCAGCUUGGCGCCGACGUAGCCGUCCUCCUCCACCCCCCUUUCGCUGCUUAUUCUUAUUUUUUAAAACUCUCCCUCCCCCCGCCGGCUCGGUGCAUCUCAGCAGCCAUGUCGUCCGCAGCCACCACCGCUCCUCCCGAAUAUUCCUGCUUCUUCGCCGUCAUGGGUGCCUCGGCUGCCAUGAUCUUCAGCGGUGAGGCUGUGGGGUAUUUCCGACGAGGACACACGGGUGGGGCUUGGCGGUGGGGGUUUGGUUGAGGAAGGACGUCAUGUGAGGAGGCUGCUGCUGCUGUUGUAUGGCCUUGCGUAACUGGGCUGGGUGUCAUCCUGAUCGCGGCGGGGGGGAAGGCGCUCGGCUCAGCCAGGGUGGCUCUGCAGCAGUUGGGUGACUUGGUUCCAACCCACCCACUCGCCUCUUUUGCACAUCCUGGGAGGAGAUCCUGCCGCAAGCGGGGAGGGGGACAAGUGGGAUCGUUAUACAGUAUUGGGGGGGGGGGGUUAGCUUUGCCUUGGCCAAACCCUGAGGCUUUUUCGUGUCUCCAUGAGGACAUCUCCUGGCUGCCUGUUUUAUAUGUGUGUGUGUGUGUGUCUCAUUUCUUCCCCAUCCCCCUCCUAUGCCUUAGGGGGAAUGGGGGCUUCCAUCCCAUUUCUCCCAGCACCUUCCUGCUCCUCUUGUGCAAUUCUCCACGAAACCGUCUUCCUUGUCCUGCCUUUGGACUUGGGAGAGGCAAGAAAGGCGUGGGCACGGGGAGGCGGCAAGUCUGGCGUUACCUCUUUCCUUCUGCCAAGGUGUUUCCCCUCUUCCCUGCCCUACUUGGAGAGGGAAUGAUCUAGCGUCUCCCCUCCCCCUGCUUUCCAAGGUUGGCACCCCCCCUGCAGAAAGCUUGUGGGGUGGUUGGGGAAAGGAAGGAAUUCUUGGGAGGGGGCAAUGAGGGAUGUGGUUCCUUGACUCCUUUCUCUGCUUGGGUAUGGAGAGUGCCUGCAGGCAUGCUGCUGAUUAUUGGAUUUUUCUUUCUUUUUUAAAAAGCUUUCGUUUAAAAUUAACUGGGCUUCCCUUUGCUUACAACCUGGGAGGGGCAACAUGUAUUUAGUUUAGAUAUUUAAUCUGCCAGCUCUAUAUUGUAUCCUGGUCUUCAAUGCAAGAGACGGCAGGUGUCCUUCCUUGCUCCAGCCUGCCCCAGUUCCAGGGCUUGGCUUAAGCGGCCUGCCUCUCCUUGUCUUGCCAUUCUGUGGCCGCAGGAAUGUCCCUGCCCAAGUGAUAGGGGAGAGAGGGCAAUGCGGGGGCGAAAUCCCAGCCCAGCUGGACGUGCUCUGCCUGUCACUUCCGUUGCUUCAGUGUCUACCUUUUUCUUCUUAAUUCUCUCCCUUUUUGAAGGUUUUCAGUUCUGCCUUCUGUCGCCCUACUCCUACCAGCUGGCUCAUCCGGGGUAUUUGCAGGAGGGGGGAGCAGAGGCAAAGAGAAAGAGAAAAAGGAGACUACUGCUGUUUCGGAAAGCAGAGAUGCAAAGGGGCAAUGAGGGUGACGUCAUAGGGGAAGAGUGUCAGCUGCUAGAGGAGCCCCUGGCUGGCCAUGUGACUGCAGGGAGGGAGGGGGUUGCAGCCUCUGCUUCUUCACUACAUGCCAUCCGGAGUGCUAAAUUAACCUAAACUUAGGUGAUUCCAUGCGGUCAGUUCAUCCAGGCCAGUGAGGCUGGAACAUCUUCCAUCUUGUACCAAGCAAAGCAAGCACUCCCACAAGGCAGUCAGAUGGAUGUGCAGCGCUUGGAUUAACUUGCUGUCUGCCGGUUGCAAAAUCUGGCUUAUCCUUGCUGAGAUGUAGUAUGCAGCUUGCCCUCCAAAGUCCUAUUGGGGUUGCUCUGGAACUGAAUUGUUGUGUUAGAAAAAGACCUGGGUGAAGCUAUCUCUACACAAGACUUUCCUGGAGGUGUCAUUUUUGAAUCUGUAUGUUGGCUUAUCAACUGAAUGCCAGCAUAUUAAACUGACACACCAUUCUGUUUAAGCGGAGAGGACUUGUGAAAUGCAAAUAACACUCUGCAAGGGCUACCUAAAUUUUGAGCAUGGUCAUACUGAAAGAUUCUGUAUGGGAUGGGAAGUGGUGGUUAAAUAAUCAGAGUCCUUAAUAAAUAGCUCUUGAUGAAUAAGAGUGCUAGCCAGCUGUGACGACAAAACUGUUCUAGUCUCUCAGUUGCAGCUCCUUCCCUUUCACUUCUUUCUCUCAAAACUUGUCCAUAGCACUUGUCCAGAAGUCUUUAAUUGCUUGAUUGACCACUAAACAAAACGAGCUAUGUCAGAUUGCCUUUAAUUCCACUUUAUAAAGCACCUACAAAUGUAAUGUAAAUGUUUUUGGAAGAGGAAUUUCAAAGUAUUGUUACUAAUUGAAAAAUGCAGACACACUAAACUUUACGGCUUUCCUUAAAUGUGUAAGGAUAAUCUAGCAAGCACUGCUGCUGUUAUCUGUAGCCAUGUAAAAUAUGCUUCUCGCUAAACUAUUGCUGCUGCUUUUAAACUUAAUGGGGAGGGGGUCUUGACGCCCAUGUACACAUUGCAUCAAACUACCAGCAUGACUCUAACUAGCCAACUAUAAAAUUCCUUGUGCUGUAGCAAUUGGAAGUAAGUUCCAUUAGAGUUGAGCAUAACUUGGAAAUAAUCAUCCAUAUAAGUGAAUCUCCUUCCAUAUAAAGCUCCCCUGAGCUAUUGCACACCUGAAUAGUUCUAGAGCAGGCUUCCUCAAACUCUGCCCUCCAGCUGUUUUGAGACUACAAUUCCCAUCAUCCCUGACCACUGGUCCUGCUAGCUAGGGAUCAUGGGAGUUGUAGGCCAAAAACAUCUGAAGGGCCGAGGUUGAGGAAGCCUGUUCUAAAGUACCCACUGCAUUAUUACUAUUUAAAAAAAUAAAAAUGCAUAGCUCUUCCUCAAAGGAACUCUAGGCUGUUCUUUAUUCUCUCCCAUUUUAACAACCCAGAGAAGUAGUUUACACUGACAUAGUGACUAGCCCAAGGUUGAAGCUUUAUGGUUGAGUGGAGACUUGAACCAGAAUCUUCCCAGUACUAGUUAGUCAUUCUAACCACUACAAUAUUCUGGCUCUCAUUAAGACAAUUGCCUUACCUAGCACACCAGUACUUUCUGACCAAGUUUAGCCACUGAUAUUGUCUUCAGGAAUUAUUUUUCUGAAAUCAAAUGAAAUUAGCAUAUGGGCAAAAGCAAACUUAGCAGUUAAUAAAUUCCCACUGUACACGAGGAUUGCUGAACUUAAUAUGGCUUCCUUAGCAACUUUGUGCAAUAGGUUAAUUUCUACACACUCCCCCCCCCCCGGGGUGACAACUUGAAUAAAAUAUUGGGGAGGGGAGGGAAGCCCAGCCCCGCAUAAUCUAUCACAGUGGCAGUGUCCAUCAACUGGGGGUGGGGUGGGGGGGGCUUCCUCAAAUAUUUUAUGGUGAGGGAUCUUGGCCCCUAGGAAUUGGCUCCUCUGCUUCUCCCUGUCAUUUAUCCAGACAUCCAGUUCGGUGACACAUUCUAGCCAAGCAACAUUUCCCUGCAGAAUAGCUACAUACAACUGCCUCUUAUCUAUUCUGGCAGAGCGUGGGGAACUGGAUGGGUUCUGUUCCAGUGGAAACUGGUUGUGGUGGGGUUUCCAAAUUGUGUUGCCAGGAUCAGUGACUCUGAGAAGGCCAGUAACAACCGAAGUUGUCUUGGGAAGAUGGCUUGUAUACCAUUUUCCUCUCAGCAGUGUGCUGUUCCUGUAUAAAGCUGUCUUCCGAAUGGGCCCAACAGACCAAGCUGCCCCAGAAUCCUUUGAGGUAGAUUCCUCAUCUGACUUGCAGAUGUUCCUAUUGAUAACUAAAUGUAAGAAGCAUUUAUAUAGGGAAGGGGGUUCGCAGAUGGCUAAUCUAGUAGUCUGAAUGCGUGAUAUUUCAAAAAAGUGUCCCAACUGUAGUCUCUUAAAGCAGCAAAUGGAAAACUUGCAUUGCAAGCUCAUAUUGUCAGUAGCACCCCAAGUUGAGUUGGCUAUUGAGUAUUGUUCCCUGCAUUGGACUAGACCUCUCAACAAAGUAGCAGUAAGGUGUGAACAGUUGCUUUGACAGACUUGUUCUAGAUCAGAUCUGGUCGUCAGCUAAACACCUGGACGAUUCUGUCCUGCUGUGAAAAGCACUGUUGAGAAAGCCUCUGCCAGAUAGAUGGGUGUGUUCAUAUGUUGAAAAGUGGUUUGAUAGAACUUGCAGAUUGAAUCAAUUUGUGGAAAGGUAUUCAUGAUUAAAACUGUGUUGGACAACCAUACAUAGUUCUUGGUGGAUGUUCUGUUAAAUACCCAGACACCUUAACUAGCAGUCUAUUAGUGAACUGCAAAUGGCACUGAAUGUUAAUCUUCAGAGAAGCAGGAAGCUAACUUGUCAAAGGCUUCCAUUCCAGAGACUUGGUUAUGCAGUGUCUUAAGAUGAAUGACUUAGUACCUGUUGGUUUGUCAUUGAACACUGCCCUGGCACACCUUAAAUAAGACACUAUGUUUUAGUUCCUCAUGAGCUGUGCAAGACCAGUCUAGUACUAAGUUCAGGCCUUGUUUUGUGCUAGCCAGCUUGAGACAGAAACCAUGUUGUAUAAACACCCAUAUCUUGGUCCUGUACACACUAAUUUCUGAUGAUAGUAAACAGCUUAUAAAACUCAUUCUGGUCAUUGCUGGCUAACCUUGUGAUGGUGCUCCCUUUCUGCUGCAAGUGCCAUCAUGACCUUCAAGCAUACAACCAUAUUUUGUGAUACUUAUUUGGUGACUGAUCUCUAAUCACAAGGCUUGUGGGUUUUGCCUGCUUCAUUGGAUUAUCAGAUGCUUCUUAGUGAUGUGAUUAUCUAAUAUUUCCAUGUAACAUAGUUAGACUCUAUGGCAGAAGGAAAUGGGUGACAAUAAUUUCCAGUGGUUACAAGUACUAUAUACUGAUCCAUGUUAACUUCCUACUUGAUAUAAUCUUCCUUGUAAUGUGCAUCUAUCUUUAGAAAGGUGAAACCUGGAAUUGCCUGGCUGGGGAGCACAUUUCUGCUCCCAAUAUGGCUAGCUGCACAGCUUUUUAAAAAAAAUAUCUCUAAAUUGCUCUUUAGCUGGGUGGAUCGUGGAGAAGGAUAAUGAAAGCAAAACUUAAUAUAUUACAAGAGCUUUCUGGACUGCUUUAAAGAGGCAGAAGCUGUUAAAAUGGCUUCUUCUCUUGUAAUUUCCUGACCAACAAAUUGUUUGACUAAACUUCACAGAGUGCUGUUACCAAAAGCGGAUUGUUAUAAAGCUUAAAAAUAGCAUUACAGUUAGCAUGGACUAGCUUACUAAAGUUGGGUAUUGCCAGAUGUUCGGAUUGGCCAUAGACUGUUAACAUCUCAUACAGUAUUCUAGUACACCAGAAACAAACACAUGAGAUUGCACGCCACAUCUAAAUUAUUUUAUUAUUACUUAUUAGAUUUAUAUACUGCCCUUCAUCACAGGAUCUCAGGGCAGUUCACAGAGUAAACAUACAAGGUAAAAACACAAAUAGUUAAAACGAACAACAAAAUAACACACACACCCCCAAAAAACCAUGCAGCCAAAGGCCUGGUUGAAGAUGACAUAGGAGGGAUCCGCUAGGAACUUCAUAUAAGCAACCAUUAACGCCAUAUGUUAUAAUCUGGCCAUGUCAAGCUGCACUUUAAGAAACUUCUAGAGUUCUGCAGUAGAUGAGCAUGUCAGUAAAAUGUAGUUGCAUUUUUUCCAAAGCUGAGACAGACAAAUGAACAUGGAUUGCUGUGAUCAUUGUCCUAAUGUGACUGUCACUUUGUCAAGUGUUUCAUUCUGCAGUUCUUCAAUUAAACCACCAUCCAAUAUUAUUUGGUCUACAAGUCUCCUUUCCACAGAAAUGAAUAAAAGCUUUGUUUUCAGCCCUGGCUGACAUAGUUGCAUAAUAGCUAGUUCCUAUUGAUGAUGAGGUGGUGUUCUUGUGAUCCCCAAAAUUCUAAGUACUGUAAACUGUAGAAUAUUUGCAGAUCCUGAUUGUAACUUGUAAUAUGGGUGGAAGGUGUGAAGGCAAAUGAAUGUCUGCCUUUGGCCUCUGGAAGCCCUACAGAAUGCUGGUCUUAGCUUUCUCUAGCCUUCCGUGCAACUAAGAGGCCUACUCAUAAGGUUUUAUUUUUAAAAAAAUCAAUGAGGGUUUGUUGGUGUGAAUACCAAGUAAGGUGUGCCGAACCAGUCCAAAACACAUUUGCUUUUCUGAUCUUGACAUUAAACGUCAAGCUUGGAUAAGCUUGGAAGUGAUAGCCUUCCCUGCCUCCCAUUGGGGGUCUUUGUGCCAGAGUUAAGAUGGUGGAGAAUCUUUUUGAAACACAGUGCAUUCUUCUCCCAAACUUUGCAAACAUCUGCCAAUACUAACUUGGAUCUUCAUGAUCCACAGACAAGGAACUGUCUGUUACCACCACUUGAAGUGAGUGUUAAGAGAAGCUAGAGGUGUAUUGACUGUUGUUGACAGCAGAUCUGCAACCACAGAAAGCCAGCCGGUUAAGUACCUGUGAUAUUUCAGCUUCUAGCUUUAAAGCACUGCACAUUCUUGAAUCCCUCUCCCCCACUCUCCAAAAAGAACACCAUAUGCUCUAUUUCAGGCAUAGGUCCAUCAUUCACAGUACUUUAAGCGGCUAAUUUUUACUGUUGCUCACAAUUUGAAUGAAGGUUUGAGUAAAAUAAACCUUUGAGUAAAAUAAAAGGUUUGCCUAAAUAAGAACUGAUAGAGCCAAGAUCUUUUAAAGCUUUUAUCUGAAUUCCCAUGUGCAAGAAAUGAACAGCUGGGGGUUGGAGGCAGGGAGAGAAAAAAGGAAGAGUCCCAAGAUGGGCAAACUCAUUCUUUGAAUGUUUGUGAAUGGCAAGUUGCUGUACGUAACCACUGAGAAGUCAAAGGCCGGAAUUAAACCUUAUUUCUCGGAAUGCUUUACUACUUCUCCUUGGAGCUCGUGGCAUCGCUUUGCGGGUCUACAAUGCAUCCUAGUGUUUGCGUCUUCAAUCCUGCCUCCUUACCAAACCCCAAUGGGUUUGGCACACACACAGGAGAGUCACCCUGAACGCAGCCAGAUCCCCCUGUCCCGAGGAUUUACCUCCUCGGGUUUCGAGGUUCGCAGAGCCCUAGCGUGACCUCUUUAUGCCUCACAAAGUUCAGGAUCUCCCCGGAGAGUUGAUCCUGCACUCCUUCAAAUGGCAAGAGGAAGUUGCAGAGUGCUUUACAUGUUGGGUGGGGCACAAGUCAUGGUGUGCUAGUACUCCACAUUCUGGCAGAAUUAAGAAAAAAUUACCUUAAAUCUGUAAGUAAGUAAAUUUGUGGCCAUGAGGACACAUCUUACUAAGUCAAGUCUCUAGAAACAGGUUCUCAGUCCUAUAGGUAGAAUAGCAGUUGACUAUGGUGGGGCAAGUGGGAGGGGGAAGGAGGUUGACUGCUAUGUUAGCACAUCUUUAUGCUACAAAAUCCUGCUCAGGUUUUUCCAACAGCAAUUAAGUGUACAUAGCAGGCAAAUAAAACUUCAACUUUAUAAUGCUAGGAAAUGCCAGCUGCAAAACCCACAACAGAAGCUUUUAAGUUGAUGGAUGAGCAUAUAUGUUUUAUGAAGUGUAUGAUAUGCCUACUUCCUUUUUGUGUUGCUAUGUCUUCAUUUGUAUGGAAGUGUUCUCUUUAAUUUGCAGAAAUGAAUCUAGACUUGCUUGCUACCUUGAUGGAUUUCCCAGCAUGUAGAAUUCAUGCUAGAAAGCAGGGUUUCUUCCUGUAAUUACAAGCUUUUUUCUAACUAGACUAGAGCAAUGAAAAAAAAAUAGGUUUGCUAAAAAGCUGCUAUAUUGUAAAUCCAUUUCCAAAUAGCAAGAGGCUUGGCUUCUAAUUUAGAAACCCGUACUAGGGCUGAACUGAUAAAAUGUAACUGGAUUAUGUACUCCAAUAAAAAUUAAGGAAGACUUGUAUUUGUAUGCUACCAACCUUCCUUAGACCUGAGCAGGCCACUUAAAUAUUUUCACAUGGCUUGUCCAUACGUCCCAGUUAAAGCCAUUUCUGUCCAGUUCCUCAUCUUAGAGCUCUGCAAGAUUUCUGACAGUUUUUCAAUCUAAGGUGACCUCCCUGUUAACUCUUGAUGCAAGAAGGUUUUCCCUCAUUCAGAUUUGUAUUAGUAUAGUCCUCCUAACUAUUGUGACAAGGAUAUGCUCUGCUUGAACAUGAAGAAGACUAUCUCCUAAAUCUGUUGUCAUAUGGACUCUUGACCAAAGGCUAGCUUACUGUCGAAUCAAGGAGAAUGAAGUGACUAGAUCAUUUGCCUUUAUCUUGUCAGCACUUUCUAGAUUAUGCUAAUAAUUCUUGAUUAAAAUGAAGAUUCUGUUGCAGUGGGACUUUGACUUUUAAAGAAUUACUGUAUUUUUCCGUAUUUUUUGCACCAUAACACUCACUUUUUUCCUCCUAGAAAGUAAGGGGAAAUGUCUGUGCGUGUUAUGGAGGGAAUGCCUACGGAUGGCGGGGGGAACUGCUGCAGUCGUGAGCAGAGGAUCCAUGGUUCCCCUUCCUUCCCUCCUCCGUGGCUCGCUUUGAAACAGCAAAGCGGGAGAAGAGCCGCUGAGUGGGGAGGAGAGAGGGACAGAGAGCCUGCUUCUUUAAAGGAGCAAAGCGGGAGAGGAGAGGAGCCGCUUACACGAGUGUAAGCGGCUCCUGUCCGGUUGGUUCCUUUAAAGCAAGCAGGCUCUCUGUCCCUCUCUCCUCCCCACUCAGCUCGCUACAUAGCAGCAAAAUUUUUCAGCUCGCUGAGCGGGGAGGAGGGAGAAAAGCAGAGCCUGCUUGCUUUAAAGGAACAAAGCGGGAGAGGAGAGGAGCCUUCUCCCCCUAUACCCCUCUUCUUCAUUAUUAGCAGCAUCCUUCUCCACACACCCCACGCGUGCUCCUUCUCCCCUUAAACCCCUCUCCUGCAUUAUUAGCAGCAUCCUUCUCCACCCACCCCACGCGUGUUCUUUCUCCCCCUAAACCCCUCUCCUGCAUUAUUAGCAGCAUCCUUCUCCACACACCCCACGCGUGCUCCUUGUCCCUUGAGUGCUUUUCCUUCCCUCCCCACUUAAAACGUGGUUACAAAGCACAGAUCCACAUGGAUCCUCAGGAUUUCUGCACUGGGUCACUCCAAAUUCACCAUCAGAUCACAUAACAUGUCCAUGGCUACAUCUUGCACUAAAAAAAUCACGCACCCACUGUUGCUUGGGGCCGCAGUGGUGCAAAAAUGUGGUUACAAAGCAUGGAUCCACAGGAUUUUUGCAUUGGGCUACUCCAAACUCACUGUCAGAUCACAUGUCUGUGGCCACAGCAUGAACCACAAAAAUCAUACAUCCACUGUUUCGUUUAGAAUAUAUUUUUUCUUGUUUUCCUCUAGAAACUAUGUGCGUGUUAUGGUCGGGUGCGUGUUACAGAGCGAAAAAUACGGUACGUCACAAAACCAGUUGCUACUUUCAGAACCUCUAACUUGAGACUGCCACUGAAAACACUGAACUAGUGUCUUCCUUCUCAAGCAAGUUAGAGGUUCUGAAAGUAGCAGCUGGUUUUGUGACUAGACUAACGAGGCUGUGUCUUAAUUCUUUAAUCCUUCUAUAGAUCACAAACUUCCUGGCAUUCAUGCAAUAUUCCACCAGAAUCAAUAUUCCAGCAUGAAGGCUGUACAUGGCUUUACACCAUGUGCCAUUAAAUAUAUUAUCGGAGCGGUGGCUACUAGAAUAACUAAAUUAAGCAGUUGUUUGGAAGCCUCCAUUAUAAAACCACAACUUCACAUACUUCAUCAACAAAGCUUUAGCAACUCUGUGCAGCAAAGACUGGGCAAGCAUUCAAAACUAUUCUCAUGGUCAUGGUAUGCACUGUAUAAUUAAAAUGCAAGCCUCUGACAGGAAAAGGUGGAUUCUACAACCUGUGUAAAAAUCACUGUGUCUACUUGCACAAUUUUUUUUCAGUUUCAGAUAAGCAAAGAGUUAUUUAGGACAGAGUUGUUCAGCUGUUACUGUGCCUAGCUAAAUUCUGCCAGUUGCACUUCUCUUGUGACUAUCAUCAUUUGUGUGCUUAGUAAUAAAAUUUCUACAGCCAAUUUUUAUAGCAGUGCAUCUUCCAACAGGAUUAUCCGAUGUCUGAAAAGUGGAAGUUGCUUGGCCUUAGCCACCCUUUUCAAGGUUUCUUUCCUCUACAAGUUAACUUGGAUCCUAAAUGGCUCCUCUGUGUAAGGGAUGGAGCAAUUUUCCCCAACCUAAACUGCAGGCCCCCCCGGCCCCCCCAAAAAUAUUCAAACCAUUCCCUGGGAGCAGAGUCUUGGGGUGAUAUAAAGGCAAAGGGGGAAAGGGAAAUGCUUUUUUGUGAACAUAAACCCUAUUCCAUUCAUAGAAGGAAGGUUCAUAUCCAAGCCAGUGUUUUUAAUACAGCAUUGUUAAGGUACAUAGACCUUAGCAGAAUAACUUGAAUAAGAAUCCCUAAUCCAAGCAAGUUAUAACCUACAGUGACCUGCAGCCUCAGUUCACAACAUAUCUGUGUUACUAUGUAUUUGCCUGCUGAACAGUCUGUAUGGUGUCGCCUUCUCACCAUCAAAAACUAAUAAACUUGGGUCCAUAGAGCUGUUAAUCAAGACUUCUACCUUCUCCAGCACAACUGUUCAGCAAGUAUAGAUUUAGAAGAUGGUAACAAGUCCAUAAGACUAGUCAUAUAUUUUUUGCAAAACUCUUGGCUGACAUUUACCUGGACGUAUGCAGGAUUAAGUACUUCCAUUCAGGGUUCAAAAUUAGCAGGGCGCCAGGCGCAUAUCUCCAUUUGCAAGCACCUCAAACACUGCUUCCAUUGCUACCAUGAGCUGCAGAAUCUGGAUUUAUUAGAGUAAUGGCUAAUUUGGUGCAUGCUGUGGGCAGCCUUUCUGUACUUUUGAUUGGGACACUGUAGCCCAGUUAACAUCACAAUAAAUGAUGGGUUGGGGCAAUUGAGGGGGGAAACCACAAGCUUGUGUUCAGAUGAAACAAGAAGGCUGACUUGCUUCAUCCACCAUACAACAGAAGUAGGGAGGACCAUAGCAGAACUUUUGAACAACAUGCACCAUAGGAUUUUUUUAAUAUCUUCUGAACCUGAUGUUAUUUGUAGCCUAAUGUGAUUGUAAUAGUAUGGUCCUAACUAUGUCAGCAGUGAGAGGAGAGAGACUGUGUUGGCCAGCAGGUAAUGGUUUUUUCCACCUGCUUUGCCCUACCCUCCAGCCCUAAGAGAGUCUUAAUAAGAGCUGUAUCCAGAGGGAGGAGAGAGGGGAACUUUUUGCCAUCGGGGUGGUUGGGUUCACCUGUGCUGCUACACCUCCAGCCCGAAGAACCUUCAGAAAGGAGUUGCUGUCAUGGGCAUUAUAUGUAUACAUAUUUUAAUGAGCAGAAUAGAGUGAAAGUUUGAGUCAUGGGGGUGUGGGAAGUGUGUAUGUGAACCUUGCAGUGCUUAGUUUAUUUUUUGGCUGCUAUUUGUUGAUGUUAAUAUUGUUUUAUAGAUUAUAAAUGCUGUAUUGAUUUGUUAAUCAUAGAAUAGGACCUUUGCUUUAAUUGUGACAAUCUUUUCUUGUUGUUGCUUUAACUGUUAUAGUUUGUAGUCGUUUCACUGAUGAUUUGUUAAUUAUUCCACAUGAUUUAUGCUGUAUUUCUGAUGUUCUUUUGUGUUCUAUCAUGUUAUUUGCAAGCUACCAUGGAAUUCAUUUGAAUGAAAAGUGGCAUAGAAAUAUAAUUAAUCAAAUCAGUCAAAAUCAAGUAUGUCAAAUGCUUACAUAGCAAUGAAUGCAAGAGAGUCAUUCUAAUCUAACAUGCUGUUGCUGUAGCUCAUUAUCAUAGGGUAGAUCAACUCAAAGCAAGCUUCAAAUUAAAAGAAUGCACACUGAUUGCUUGCUGACACUGGUAAGGAUGGUUUCAGUAUUUUUUUUAUUCCUGUCAAAUGAGCCUGCUAGAUCAGAUCAAGGGUUUGUGUAGCCUAGCAUCUCUCUGACAGUAGCUAAUCAAAUACCUCUGGGAAAUAAGCAGAUCACAGAACCAACACUCCCCUGUUGUGUGUCCCCAACACCUUGUAUUGAGGGUUAAUGCUACCUGUUUAAAUGUUUGUUUGCAUACCAGGAUGCAAAUAGCUAUCACUAUUAAGGGAUUUAUUUCCCAAGCAGCAAUCUCCAGUACCAACUGCUUGUAAAACAGAGGUUUGAAAAGUCAGUUUGAUAAUGGAAAAAGAGUAUUCUGUUCAAAGGGUGGGUGGGUGGGGGGAAUAUUAUCAAUAUUCGUAUCAAUACGUAAGUGCCUAAAGUAGGCCCCUGGAUCCUUGCAAAAAUUUGUUAAAAAUUUAAAACAAUAUUACUAUUUUGAAAGAUGCACGAUGUAUUGCUUAUCUAACUGGAAACCUGCAUUUUUUUCAAGCAGUAUGUGUGCAAAAAUACACCUGUUGUGGGGAGGGGAAUUGCUUCAUUGCACCAGUAAAGAUCUUCAUGUCAUUUCACUUCUAUUGAUGCUCAAUUACACAUAACGUAUUUACCCACCAACCAUCUGGUACUUCAACUAGCUGUUCUAAUUUAAUGUCCAGAAACAAGUUUGUCCAGUGAGAUGGGAAGUGUUCCUAGUGAUUAGGUGGUCACAAUAUUCACAAUUUGAGAAGUGAACAAAGGUGGUGGUUAGCUGACACUUGGAUAAAAUUUGAAAUCAUCCAGUGGGUUUAGACUUCUGCCAAAGCUACCACCUGAAUCCUAAUAAUAAAUUGUAGAUUCCUAAGCUUCUGUAUCAAGCCCAUAAUAGUACAUGAUUUUGGAUUUAGGCCACCUAUUAAGUGGUAAAAAUGGACCCUGGAGAAACCCUAUAAAAGCAGUUGUGUUCAGAUGGUCAUGUGUACAAGGGGCAUACAUUAAGUUAACCUGGAAAUGUGGAUUUUUGCAUUAAUGUAUGUUCUCUUAAAAUUCGAAUUCAUUGUAAACCUGAGUAUUUAGUUGCAGGUCUUAGUCAUCAAAGACCAAGAAAAGACAGAUAAUAAGUUUUCUGUUUGUGCCAAGACUCCUGUUUAAAAUGCUAACUGAACACUGACAGGUUGAGCCCCAGCACUUCAAAUUUUCCUACUUAACUAUAGCCCUUGUAUUUUUCAGAAUAAAUAUUUUUUCCCCAAAAAAAAUAGCAAGGAGAGACAAGAGGGCCUUCUUAAAUGAGCAAUGCAAAGAAUUAGAGGGAAACAAUUGAAUGGGAAAAACCAGAGAUCUGUUCAAGAAAAUUGCAGAUAUGAAAGGAAAAUUUUGUACAAAGAUUACCAUAAUAAAGGACAAAAGUGGUAAGGACCUAACGGAAGCAGAAGACAUCAAGAAGAGGUGGCAAGAAUACACAGAAGAAUUAUACCAGAAAGAUAUGGAUGACUCGUACACCCCAGGUAGUGUGGUUGCUGACCUUGAGCCAGACAUCCUGGCGAGUGAAGUCAAAUGGACCUUAGAAAGCACUGCUAAUAACAAGGCCAGUGGAAGUGAUGAUAUUCCAGCUGAACUAUUUAAAAUUUUAAAAGAUGAUGUUCUUAAGGUGUUACACUCAAUAUGCCAGCAAGUUUGGAAAACUCAACUGCAGCCAGAGGAUUGGAGAAGAUCAGUCUACAACCCAGUCCCAAAGAAUGCUCCAACUACCGCAGUAUUGCACUCAUUUCACACGCUAGCAAGGUUAUGCUUAAAAUUCUACAAGGCAGGCUUAAGCAGUAUGUGGACCGAGAACUCCCAGAAGUGCAACCUGGAUUUCAAAGGGGCAGAGGAAUCAGAGACCAAAUUGCAAACAUGCGCUGGAUUAUGGAGAAAGCUAGAGAGUUUCAGAAAAACAUUUGCUUCUGCUUCAUUGACUACACAAAAGCAUUUGACUGUGUUGACCACAGCAAACUAUGGCAAGUUCUUAAAGAAAUGGGAGUGCCUGAUCGACCUCAUUUGUCUCCUGAGAAAUCUCUAUGUGGGACAAGAAGCUACAGUUAGAACGAUAUGGAACAAGUGAUUGGUUCAAAAUUGGGAAAGGAGUACGGCAAGGCUGUAUAUUGUCUCCCUGCUUAUUUAACUUAUAUGCAGAAUUCAUCAUGCGAAAGGCUGGACUGGAUGAAUCCCAAGCCGGAAUUAAGAUUGCCAAAAGAAAUAUCAACAACCUCAGAUAUGCAGAUGAUACAACCUUGACGGCAGAAAGUGAGGAGGAAUUAAAGAACUUUUUGAUGAGGGUGAAAGAGGAGAGCGCAAAAUAUGGUCUGAAGCUCAACAUCAAAAAAACUAAGAUCAUGGCCACUGGCCCCAUCACCUGGCAAAUAGAAGGGGAAGAAAUGGAGGCAGUGAGAGAUUUUACUUUCUUGGGUUCCAUGAUCACUGCAGAUGGUGACAGCAGUAACAAAAUUAAAAUACGCCUAUUUCUUGGGAGGAAAGCAAUGACAAAUCUAGACAGCAUCUUAAAAAGCAGAGACAUCACCUUGCCAACAAAGGUCUGUAUAGUUAAAGCUAUGGUUUUCCCAGUAGUGAUGUAUGGAAGUGAGAGCUGGACCAUGAAAAGGGUUAUCGCUGAAGAAUUGAUGCUUUUAAAUUAUGGUGCUGAAGGAGACUCUUGAGAGUCCCAUGGACUGCAAGAAGAUCAAACGCAUCCAUUCUGAAGGAAAUCAGCCUGGAGUGCUCACUGAAAGGACAGAUCGUGAAGCUGAGGCUCCAAUACUUCAGCCACCUCAUGAGAAGAGAAUACUCCCUGGAAAAGACCCUGAUGUUGGGAAAGAUUGAGGGCACAAGGAGAAGGGGACGACAGAGGAGAUGGUUGGACAGUGUUCUCCAAGCUAACAUGAGUUUGACCAAACUGGUGGAGGCAGUGGAAGACAGGAGUGCCUGGCGUGCUCUGGUCCAUGGGGUCACAAAGAGUCGGAAACGACUAAACAACAACAACAACCAUCAAAUUGGUUUUUUUACAUAUAGCAUUGCAAAUGUAUCUAGUAGAUACUUGACUAGGUUUUGAGAGAUUUAGUUAUGGGGCCAACAUGCUUUUGCUUAUAUCUAUUACAAACCUGGUUCUGCAACUUGGUGUUUAAAUUAUAUUUUAAAAGAAAUCAAUUUGCUUCCAUUUUUUUAAAAAAAAUCCAGCUUGCUGCUUUUCCUUGCCAUAGCCUAUCCACACUGCCAUGGGAUAAUACUCAGGGAGGUUGGUGGUGGCGAAGACAACAGCCAACCUCUCAGCCUUGUCUCUGGCCAGUUGUAAUAAGUCCAGUGGACAAGGCUUGAAUAGAUGCCUGUGGUAUUGGCUCAUGAAUGUGACUUAGAAGGAGGAGGUUGUCCAGUGGUGAUUGUCCAUUUCUCUUGGCUACACAAGCAGGCAAGGUAUGCUAGCUAGCCUUGCCAUUCAGAAAGCUGAGUGCCAAGCAGCAGAACAGGGAUGUAGUCAUGUGGCAUGAGUUUUCUGCGAGCUUGGUGCCACCAUGCCCUUUUUUAGUGAGUAAAAAGAGAACUGAAACAUUCCCUAGCUGAUUUUCUAUGCUUGUGAAAGUGUCUGAACAGACUUUCCCUAACAUAAGGCUGCCACAAACACCGCUGACACUUAACUGUUGCCAACACCACCUUUCCAAAGAAGAGUUUUAUGGUAGGGAAGAGCCAAGUGCUGCACUACCCCAGGAAAGUGUCAUGUCAACAUGCCGAUGGCUUUAUUAAGGCUUAACUUACAGCCAAUAAACAAGCUGAUACCUAGCAACCUUACUACAGAUUUGAGAACUUUGCUCCAUUAUAUGGUUAUUUACGCAGGUGAAAACUACUUAAUGCAAUUAAGAUGGAACUUUAAAAUUUCUGCAUUCCUGGGAUGAGACUUGGGAAGAAUAGCCUUACUGCAAUCUGGCAGUGCAAAAACUACAACUGUCAUAACCUGUUACUGUCUUUAUUUUAGUUCCUCCUUUCUGAUUUUUCUUUGAAGUAGAUAGUUUCUGUACAUCAAAAGCACAGAUGAGCUACAUUAGAUCAGCUUAAGGUGUUGUAAUAGAUUUACUAGUGCAUUUGUGAUACAUGUCUCAGAGGCUCCAUUGGUGAUGCAGGAUUAAAUCAGCCAGCUCUAGUGAUGAAGCCAUUUUGGCACAGAGUAAUGUAGGUGGGACGCAGGUGGUGCUGUGGGCUAAACCACUCAACCUAGGGCUUGCCGAUCAGAAGGUUGACGGUUCAUAUUCCUGUGACGGGGUAUGUUCCCGUUGUUCCGUCCCAGCUCCUGCCAACCUAGCAGUUCGAAAGCACACAGUGCAAGUGUUCAGGUAGAUAAAUAGGUACUGCUCCGGCGGGAAGGUAAAUGGCAUUUCCAUGCGCUGCUCUGGUUCGCCAGAAGCAGCUUAGUCAUGCUGGCCACAUGACCCACAUGAACUGUCUGCGGACAAACGUCAGCUCCCUCUGCCAGUAAAGCAUGAUGAGCGCCACAACCCAUUUGCGACUGGACUUAACUGUCAGGGGUCCUUUACCUUUACCUUUAAUGUAAUUGCAGCAUCCUGGAUCCAUGGGCUCAGGAAGAGGGGCAAAACACUACUGUAAAGUGACAAUCUAUCUAAAAAGUCCUGAAGCCAUUUUAUGCAUUGGCACCAGCAUGUGUCUCAAGUGAAACUUGUCAUCCUUUUAUCUAGGAGGAUACUGUUUAACUUUCUACCUUAAAAUAGUACGGGCUUAGGGCUGAAUGCGGGGGGCUUUGUCUUUUCUGGGGAAGGGGGUGUCAAGUAGCUUCAGACGUUCACCUGAAAAUAACAGGCUGCAUUGAUCUAAGUUGGUGGGGGAUACGGAAGCUGAGGCCAUGUUGUAAAACAGUUAGAUGUAUUGCUUGCAUGGGUAUGCUUUGUUACUUGAAAUUAGAAAUCAGUUUUAAAAUUGUAUUGUAUGACAUUCAUACCCACAGUGUGAUUUUGUAUUUUAUUCAAAUUAUAUUUUUGCAUGUUAACCAAAGCCCAAGAUAAUUUUACACAGUGCUGAUUUCUGUGCCAAUAUUUUCCUUCGUUCUUUUGUAUUAAAAGGGUACAGUAAGCAUGGCAAGACUCACCUCUGGUUUUUCUCUUCUUCCUUCCAGCAUUGGGAGCUGCCUAUGGCACAGCAAAGAGCGGCACAGGCAUUGCAGCCAUGUCUGUUAUGCGGCCAGAGCUGAUCAUGAAGUCAAUCAUUCCUGUUGUCAUGGCGGGUAUUAUAGCAAUCUACGGCUUGGUAGUGGCAGUCCUUAUUGCCAAUUCCAUCACAGUUGGAAUUACACUGUACAAGUAAGUUUUCUUUUGAGUCCUCUGCAUUGCGAGCUGUGCUGAAAUUUAAAAAAAACACUGAAAUGACCAGUUGACAUGUCAGCUGCAGGUUUUUCAGUGGCUCUGUAGUACAGGGGUCGGCAAGGCUCAAGCAGCCUGGGCCGCUUCACUCCCCUGGAGAUCUCUCUGCGGGCCGGAUCGCGUGUGUGUGCGAUCUGGCGUGGAGGAGGCGUUUGCAUGUGCGUGCACAUGUGCAAAUGCUAUUUCAGGAGCUUCCUGCAUCCGAUAGGAAGCCCCGCCAGCACCGCAGAAGUGAGUCCCUGUGCCGCGCUGUGCCGGUUUAGUGCAGCACGCAGGGACUCGCUAAGUGGGCGGCAGGGUUCAGGGCCAGCGCGGGGGCUGGUUAAACUACCCCCGUGGGCCAUAUCUGGCCCCCGAGCCUUAGGUUGCCAACCCCUGCAGUGUAGUAUGUGGGAGUACAUCUGUAAUAGAAUCCUCUUCUCAGUUCCUUUAAGGUGCAAAAAAGCAAGACUGUUCUAUAUGCAAAUGAUAACCCUUAUUGGCUAUGUUAUCAUGCUUGGCUAAUGAUAGCGCCAUUUCAAAAACGGUCGCCACGUAAUGUUUGGCAGCACUUGCAUUAAUAUGUGCUACUCAUAGCUGUUCAAAACCUGUGGGAUCCCAUUUGCUAAAGGCCCCAGCUAUUUCCAGGUAUGUCCUUGUAGGGCAGUGGUGUCCAAAUGGGGGACAGCACAACAGCCUAGGUUAUUUUUUUUAGGAUUGAAGUUGUUGAGUUUUUUAAGGGUUAAAGUUGUAGAGGGUUUUUUAGGAUUUUACCCCAGGAAAUUAACUGCCACAGGGGCUGGAUUAAACCGACCGGCGGGCCGGAUUAGGCCCCCGAAACGACUUUGGACAUGCAUGUUGUAGGGUAUACUCAACACACAGAAGCAUAGCUUCAGAAUCAACCCAUCUUGUUCAGACUGAGUCUGGAUCAACUUUGUAUAAGUACAGUCAAAAUUGCAAGCUCAAGGAAACACUGGGCUUUGUGGGCUUAAAAUGGUCUAUCAUUACUUAAUAUAGAGUCCCUCUGCUUUGAGACUUAAGCUCUAGCAUUGUGAUAGAAAGGUGUUCAGCCAGCUGGAUUCAACUCUCAAAUGCCUUCUGGUAAUAACUGGGAUAAAAGGUAUUAUUUCCAGCAUGCUGGGGCGGUGGGGGGAUUUUUUCUGAACAUCAAGCCCUCGUGUAAUAAUACUGCAAACUGUUUCAAUUUUAGCUUUUCAUACAGCAUGUUAAGGCUAUUGUUGAAACAAUAGUACGAGGCCCCCUCUCUUGAUCUGCAGAACUGAUUGCUCAUUUGAGCCAGCUGGGCUGUAGUGGGCUUUGAAAGCUUGAGGGGCUUUUCUAACGACCUUGCCCGCCCCCCCCCCCCCGCUAAGUCUUCAAACCAGAUAAGGCAAAAUACUUUAAUAUGUAAUAACUCUGACAUGUGGUGCAGUAGUGAAGCACUGAAUUAUUCAGUGAUGCUUAAUUUGAAGCAUGUCUGUAAACCAAUCUCUUGCUGCUACGCUAGACUUAAACAGGCAUGGAUCCUUGCAUUAUGUACCUAGAAUAAGCUGAAACCCAAUCUUUGUUAAACUUUCAUGAGAAGUUGUAGCAAGCCUGUGACUCCUACCGGGCAUAUCUGCCCUGUAAGGAAAUAAUCAGCCAUGAGUGCAUUGGCUGCUAUAGUUUGUUUUAACUGUGGCUCAUUACUAGAACAAUAGAACUAAGAUUAAUAGGAACUGUUGAGAUCAUGUAAGAACCUGCAUGUAGUAGCUGAUGGCUAUCUGGAUGUCUAGUUAAUAAUCCAUCCUAAGGAAGUUAUUAUUAAUAACUUGCCAAUAACAGUUAUGAAUGGAGAACUUUAUUGCUAAUAAAGCAGAGUUGUAUGAAUGAAACAAACAAAAAUAUUUGCACUAAUUUUGUUACUUAUGCCGUAGCCAUCCAUUUUGGGCGGUUUACUUUGCCUUCAGGGUUUUCCCUCUUGGUCUUUGGGCUGUCACUGUUGAAGAUCUGCAGACUCAGAUGCAGGCUAUUCCAAGGGACUUGUUUCUCUAGCAUAAGAUCCAGACUUUAAAGCAAAGCUUGUGGCAACAAGAUUGCUUUUGUUAGGAACUCCUGAAAGUAGUGAAAAAGUAGCCACAGAGCAGUCUCCAGAGUCUAUACAGUGGUACCUUGGUUUACGAACUUAAUUCGUUCCAGAAGUCCGUUCUUAAACCGAGGCGCGCUUUCCCUGAUGAGGCCUCCCACCGCCGGUGCCCUUCUACCGUUCAGAUUCUGUUCUUAGACCGAGGUAAAGUUCGCAAGCCGGGACACUAUUUCCGGUUUUGUGGAGUUCGUAAACCGAAUCGUUCGUAAACAGGACUGUUCUUAAACCGAGGUACCACUGUAUAAGCUAAUUGUGGGCUACCUUGUCCUUUUCCUUUUCAAAGGGGCAGGAAAUCGAAACUUCCUGCAACUAAAAUUGGUCCGCUUGGCAACAACUGUGAAUGGCUCAAAAUCCCCCUUUUAUAUUUAUUAAAUUUAUAUCCUGCCGUUCCUCCCAAAGGAAUCCAGGACAACAAACAACAGAGCAGCAAAACAAUGCAAUUAAAAAACAAAGGGUUGUGUCCAGCUAAGUUCGACUCAAGAGUAGUUGCAGUGGAAUUAAUGGGCCUAAUUUAAUCAUGCCCAUUUUCGUUAGGUUUACUCUGAGCGGAAAUUAGUUUGAUAGGACAGGGUGCCAUUUAAAACCAUUUAAAAUCUCAUAUCCCCACAGUUUAAUAGUUAACUAAUAAUUAGCAUGAAGGUGGUCUUUGCAGUCCUGUUAGACAUGGUUACUUGAAACUGUUUAGCUGACUUCUUAACAAAGCUCUUAACUGAGCUGAUUUAGGAGGAAAAACUGCUUAUCACUGCACAGCAGCCAUAACAUGGGCAGAAUCUUAUUAACGCAGAACGCUUGCAUAGUCUAGGAAUGCUGAUUUGGCCGAAAAGGCUUUCCAGGAAAUUUCUGAAUGGGUUUGACUUGCCAUUCCUAGAAGAACAGUACUAAGCUGUCUCAAUGUGAUUGGAGGUUUGUUUGUUUUUUGCUGCUAAACUUUUGUCCCCCUUGUCCUUCACCUGCAGGAGCUUCCUUCAGCUGGGCGCUGGUCUGAGCGUAGGCCUCAGCGGGCUGGCUGCCGGCUUCGCCAUCGGCAUUGUGGGUGACGCAGGCGUACGGGGAACGGCACAACAGCCUAGGUUAUUUGUGGGCAUGAUCCUGAUCUUGAUCUUUGCUGAAGUCUUGGGUCUCUAUGGCCUCAUUGUUGCCCUUAUCCUUUCCACAAAGUAAAAUUAAAAAAUCAGAGUAUGAUGUGUUUAAAAAAAAAGUUGAAAAAACAAACAAAACUAAUCUCCAGAAUGAAAAUGGUCUCUCCACAAUGUGUACAGUUGUCAUCAGUUUGGUAGUUGAUCUCUUGUAAAUGCGCAAUGUAUGUUAGUGACUCGUCUGUCUUGUGUGUACUUCAAUAUUAAACAGAAUGAGCUGCCUCAAGCCCUCUAGGCAAGGCUUGGGGAAGCUCAUGUGCAAUUUUCCAUCCAUUCUGCCAUUAGAGUAUUUUAUGUAUAAAUAUGAACUAGAAAUGGUAACUUUUUUCUCUUCACUGGAUGUUUUAUUUAUAAGACUUGACAUGUUCAUACAUAUGGAGCAAGAGUUUUCAAUUUCCCAUGCUUAUAUAUAUUAAUCUCAUAUAUAGGUAGAUUAAUACACUGUGGGGUUAAUUGUAAGUGCAGAGAAAUCCUUGGAUGUAAUUUGAAUCUCAAAAGAUUGCUGUCGUGUCCUGGUAUUGGAGUGUGAGACUGUUUGUGUUUAUACAAAUAACAGCAAAAUGUCAGACACUCCUGUGUUCCCAGUAGUAAAAAUAAAAAUAAAAAAUCUGUAUGCUCCGGCAUCAAAGUUGUGCACCCAGUGUUGGGUUUCGCAGUUAUACGUUUCCAGAUAAUAAAAUUUCCUCCACUACAUCAUUGUAAAGAGGUGUGUCUUUGUGUGGUUUGUCUGAAAUGCAGGCUUUUGAAACACUGGCUCCACCUAACUAACCCUCUGUGUGUAAAUGCAAGGACACCUUAAAAACCGCCCGGAGGUCAAUAAACUAAUCUUGAUUUCCCAUUGGCACCC